AUGCAGGAUUCGCUGACGUGGUCAGCUCGCCCGGUGACGCCGCCGGCGGCUGUCUACUUGGAGAGGCUUGGCAGCGAUGACGAUGACGAUCAUGUCGGAGAUGCCGCCGGUCGGCCGCCGUCGACGCCGUGUGGCAGUGUGCCGUCGCCCCUGAGCAGCCUGAGCCUGAGCCUGCACCACGCCGGCAUCAUCAUGUCGUCGCCGCUGUCGCCAAUGCGACGACACUUUUUGAAAGAAGGCCAGCAUGAAGACGACGACGACGGGAUAAGCCACGACGACGGCACUGGUGACGGCAGCCACGACGGUCUGCGGAGCUAUGAUCCCAGCAGCACCAGUAGCACCAGCAGCAAUGACGACGACGAUGACGAUCUCGCAGAGGAUAGUCGCGAUGUUCUCGUUGACCGGCUCAACGAUCUCGUCCGCCACCUGACCACACCCCGGGCGAAUGAUGGCGACCACAGCAAUAGCAGCAACAGCAACAGCAGCAACAACAACAACAACAACAACAACAACAACAACAACAACAACAACAACAACAACAACAACGACACAACCCAGCGCAGCCUGCAUCGCAGCGGCCGCCGUCUCGGCUACGACGGCCACGUCCUGACCUUGCUGCACGCUCGCGUCGACGAGAUGGAGUCGGCGCUGGUAGCUGCUGGACAGGAAGAACACCAGCAUCCUCAAGACCAGCAGCAACACCUCCCGACUGCCCUCUCCCAUCUCGGCCUCCUACGACCAGCCCCUAUUCUGGUGCCGGCACUAUCGACACGGCCAGGUCCUGCCUCCAUGACUCCGACCACUCCGAGGGCCCCAAAGACCCCCAAGACCCCCAAGACUCCGAAACCCCCCCGUCCUGCAGUCUCGCGCAAGCUUGCCGCCGCCUGUGACGAGCUCGCCGGCGACCUCUCCAUAGUUCUUGCAAGCCUCCGAGGACGAAGCGAGGAACUCGAACACAUGCAAAAUAUCCUCCUCAGCCAGCUUGCCGCUGCUAAUGACCGCAUUGCCGCCCUGGAGGCAGAAUCACGAGAGGCGGCAGCAAGGGCGGUUGCAGCCGAACUAGCGGCUGCAGCAAAAGUACCGGCCGUCGCUGCCACACCAUUACCAGUAUCACUGACGACGGAAGCGAAUUCUGCAACACCGACGGCGACCAUGGCCACGAUGGCUACGACAGCUACGAUGGCUACGGUGGCGACGAGCGUAGCUCUGGAGUCCCCAACGGCCCCAACGGCUCCGACGGCCCCAACGGUCCAGACGGGAGGCAUGCUGUCCGGCCCUACAACCGACGAAUACCUGGAGGAGCUCGAGUCAGAGGUGACGUUUCUGCGACUGCAACUGCGCGGCAUCGAGGUGCGCUAUCGCACAUAUGUGCCGGCAGACGCCGACCCGGAGCUGGAUGAGUGCAUCGAGAACUGGAAGGCCGACUGGGUGGCGCUGCAGGCGAGGGUGACGCAGGAGCAGACGCUGGAAAGAACGCACACGCAGACCCAAGCAUAA
Grosmannia clavigera kw1407 is the source of this 1497-nucleotide messenger RNA. RefSeq lists its product as uncharacterized. The coding region runs from base 1 to 1497 and encodes 498 amino acids. The record is from RefSeq and is a predicted model, not a curated record. The transcript is spliced from 2 exons. NCBI's taxonomy places the organism in Eukaryota, Fungi, Ascomycota, Sordariomycetes, Ophiostomatales, Ophiostomataceae.